Haemonchus placei is the source of this 213-nucleotide messenger RNA. The record is from the annotation of a GenBank genome assembly. NCBI's taxonomy places the organism in Eukaryota, Metazoa, Nematoda, Chromadorea, Rhabditida, Trichostrongylidae.
AUGAUGAGAGCACACGAUACGGAGAGGAAAUACAACGUAGUUCUGCUGAAAAGCCACUUUGUUCAUCGAAAUCACUUAUGUCUAGUAUUCGAGCUGCUAUCGUAUAAUCUCUAUGAUCUGUUGCGAAACACAAAUUUCCGUGGUGUUUCGCUCAACCUUACUAGGAAGUUUGCUCAACAGGUACGUUCCCACGUGUUGCAGAAUACCAUGUGA